AUGUCGGUGGUAAAAGCGCAGGGCGGGCCAAGGGCCGCGGUAGCAGGGCGGAGGGGCGCGGCUUCUGGUGCCUGGGGCGCGCUCAGCCGGGCGAGCUUCCUGGAGGGCGGCCCGCAGGUGGCGGCGCAGGCCGGCAGGCGGGCGGGGCAGUGGAAGGGGAGGGCUUGGCGCGCGUCGGGCGGUGACGGCAGCGCGGAGGGGAGGUNGCUGCGCGCGGGAGGGAGCGCGGGGCAGCCCGAGCACCCCGACGACCCCCGCGUCCCGGAACCGCGGACCCCGAGCCCCGCGAGCGCCAAGUCGGCGGCGGACAGCAGGAGGAGGGGUCCCCGAAGCCGAACCCCGCCGCGUGCACCCCGGUGCCGCCCGGCCGGCUGCUGGCGGAGGGAACCGGAGCCGCCGGGCGGCCGGGGCCGGGCCGAGGACAACGAAGAGGAGGCGGCCAGCAGAGCCGAGCGCCCGGGUAGCCCCGCGCGGGAGGCUCCCGGGACCGCGCCUGCUCCGGGGCCGCGCUCCCUGCGUCUCUCGCGGGUAGUGGCUCUGAGGCUUGGGUUUCCUGUGUGUGCGGCGUGGAGGAGCUGCCCAUCACCCCGUCGUGCUGUUCGUGGCCUGAUUCCCUGUAAGGAGCCCCUGCUGGUGUGCCAGACCUACCGGGGGCUGUCCACCCGACUGCCCCAGACUCCGGCAACGGGGCCCUCGAUGGCAGUGGGCACCUCCCCGUGAAACCUGCCAAGCUGGACGCCACAGCUCCGCAC
Ailuropoda melanoleuca (giant panda) is the source of this 752-nucleotide messenger RNA. RefSeq lists its product as uncharacterized. The transcript has 4 exons. Bases 1 to 720 code for a protein of 239 amino acids. Lineage: Eukaryota; Metazoa; Chordata; Mammalia; Carnivora; Ursidae. The record is from RefSeq and is a predicted model, not a curated record.